AUGAGCUCUAAGGUAGCUUGCAUAACAGGGGCGAACAGGGGCAUCGGUUUCGAGAUCGCCAAAAAACUUGCUUCGCAAGGAUUUACAAUAAUUAUGGCUUGCCGCAAUGAAAGUUCCGCCAAUGUGGCAGAACUUGAGUUAAAGAAAUCCUUGGAAGGGGUAAAGGUUGCGCAUGUCUGUGUUGAUCUUGCUGCUCCCGAGACAGCCACAACUGCCGCAUUAAAGGUUGGUGAAAUGUUUCCAGGCGGGAUUGACAUUAUGGUUAACAAUGCCGGUUUUGCGUAUCAUCAUGACGCCCAGGAGCCAUUCUAUCAGCAAGCUAUGGAUUCGAUCAAGAUAAACUAUUACGGAACCGUUGCUGUAUGUGAGGCCAUGCUUCCCCACAUAAAGAGCGGGGGGAGGCUGAUUAAUGUAUCCUCCAUGUCUGGAAGUUUACUGCGUCUUUCAAACGAGAACUUGGUUGCCAGAUGGAGGGGGUGCGUUUCAAAACAAGACAUCGAAGUUUUGUUGCAAGAGUUUGUCGAUCUCACCAAGACGGAUGGAAAACAUCUGGCCGCUGGAUGGCCCAAUUCAGCAUACGGCGUAAGCAAGCUUGCCGUGACAACAUAUACGCGUAUACUUGGUCGCUCAACACCGGGGAUACACAUUUUUUCAUGUUGUCCUGGUAGUUGCCGAACUAACAUGUCAACGUUCACUGGUGAGAAAACCGCCGAGGAAGGAGCUGACACACCAGUUUGGCUUGCUGUUUCCCAAGAGGCACUACAAACGGUUCCACAGGGCGCUUUUGCAACAGAACGUCACUACAUACGUGAAUAA
Messenger RNA from Trypanosoma conorhini, 816 nucleotides. Its product is annotated as carbonyl reductase 1. Bases 1 to 816 code for a protein of 271 amino acids. The record is from RefSeq and is a predicted model, not a curated record. The transcript has a single exon. Lineage: Eukaryota; Euglenozoa; Kinetoplastea; Trypanosomatida; Trypanosomatidae. Gene Ontology annotation, molecular function: oxidoreductase activity.